This is a messenger RNA of Mercenaria mercenaria, 1972 nucleotides long. RefSeq lists its product as uncharacterized. Gene Ontology annotation, cellular component: membrane. The record is from RefSeq and is a predicted model, not a curated record. The coding region runs from base 364 to 1749 and encodes 461 amino acids. Lineage: Eukaryota; Metazoa; Mollusca; Bivalvia; Venerida; Veneridae. Gene Ontology annotation, biological process: neuropeptide signaling pathway. The transcript has a single exon. Gene Ontology annotation, molecular function: neuropeptide receptor activity.
CAAAGACCUCAUUUGCAUAGACAUUCUCAGUUUUCUUAUACGAACCCAGCAAUGCAGAGGUUAAAAUAUAUUUAUAGUACAAAGCGACAUCUUAAACGCCUACUUACUACUUCCAUCCUCUGAUAAAUAUCUAUUUGCAAAAUUAGAUCGGACAUGGAAAAGGAACUUGAUAUUUGUUCCUUUUACGAAUUUCUAGCUGCAGUAAAACAUGCCAAUUGUUCAGCAUCCUGAAAGUUAAUAAUAGUAAUAAAGCAUGAAAGUAAACCUAUUUUUCGUGCAGGAUUAAAUAUACAACUAAUACAAGUAAUUGUAAUAAAGUAAAGAAUCUGUACAAUAUUUUGAGAUCUUUUACUACAAAUAAAAAUGGCGAAGGUCAAUGCUUCUAUGACUAGAGAGGAUCUAAGCAAUGCUUUCACAAUGGAUGUACUUCCGGUGACUGUGCUUAUUUCCAUAGAAGCAUUCAUUGGUUUUUUCGGAAAUAUUAUCAUUCUGCUAGUUUACUAUAGUCGAUACAGACGGAUAAACUUUCGGUACUUUGUCUUGGCGCUUGCUAUUGUGGACAUAACAAGCUGCUGCACUACACUUCCGGGUGAAGUGUUUUCCCAAUUAAACUGGUACGACUAUCAGCAUGCAUGGAUAUGCAAAGUGAAAUCAUUUUUCAACAUUUACACUGCUUUGGGCUCAGCAUCUAUCUUGCUACUUUUGGCAAUUGACAGAUACAGAAAGAUUUGCCAUCCAUUUGAUUGGCAAAUUCGUUGCCCUGUUGCUCUCAGACUUUGUGGAGUUUGCUUGAUGGUAUCGGCGAUAGUGUCUAUUCCUGUUUUCAUACUUUGGGGUAAGCAGACGUACAGUUACAAGUACGAGGGAAAUAAUAUUACCGUCUCAGUUUGCGAAAAAUCGGAGGAGUAUGCAGAUACAAUAUAUCCAUUACUUUAUAUCUGUGGCGUUUAUCUCGUGCCUAUAACUUCAAUGAUACUUGCGGCCAUGUCUUUGAACUUUAUAACAGCGUGGCGGUUAUUUGGACAUCACUCAGUGAAAGCUGCAAGCAUUAAACAUCGUACAAUGAAAGCGGGUGUCGCUAGAACAUUGACAUCAGAAACAUCUGAUGAUGGUACAGACAAUGAUAGAGAAACAAAAACUACGGCUAGCGACAUGUCCGCGAUUGGGGAAGAACACAGAGCUGAAAACUUAAAAAAUGCAAAUGCCAAUAUCUACUUGUCUGCAAAAGGACAAGGUAAUCAAUCAUCUCAAUUCAAAGGAAACUCACCAGAAGAAGGUUACAUUGAUGGUGAUGACAAAAUAUCUGAAAACACUUCUACUGAUUAUUUCAGUAACGACGAAGAAUUUAUUGAUGAUUAUAACAGCGGAAAUGAACAAAUUGUGAACAGCUCCAAUGACCAAACAUCUUCGGACCAGGGCAGAUGUCCAUCUCGUAGGAGCAGACGAUCAAGAAUUCAAACGUCAAAGUUCCAGCGGAAAAGUAAGACGAUGAUAAUGCUAGUCUUGACAUCAUUAUUUGCCGUCACGAUGGUACUGUAUAUAAUUCUCACCAGUCUCGAAGCUAACCCUGCUGGCAUUUUGAAAGAUAUGUCUGAAUCGCAGCUGGUGGCGUUCUUCUUCUUCUGGCGUUUAUACUUCGUUAACUCCAUCGUAAAUCCGAUCUUGUACGGAUUUAUGGACCCUGGAUUUCGUUCCGGGUUUAUGUCUUACAUGCGGAGAAACAAGCAUUCUGUUACGAGCUCAACAUAACUCCUAUUUUCUUGUACAUGACUCGAACAUAAGUGGUGUUCCUUUUCUACCUGGAUUCGUCCUUUGUCAGCCACGAGAUACAAACAAAUAUAAGUGGAUGAUGGAAAGCAGGUUUCAUUCGAUGUUUAUGCACAUGCAUAGAAAUAAGCAGUAUGUUACGACCCAAUUGUAUAUACAUUUUGUAAUAUUUCAUGUGUAUUAGUUAAAAAAGCAAAAAAAAGUU